Molecule: messenger RNA, 5934 nt
Organism: Melopsittacus undulatus (budgerigar)
Lineage: Eukaryota; Metazoa; Chordata; Aves; Psittaciformes; Psittaculidae
Product: zinc finger protein 319-like
Exons: 2
Coding region: 962-2617 (551 amino acids)
Biological process (GO): regulation of transcription by RNA polymerase II
Cellular component (GO): nucleus
Molecular function (GO): RNA polymerase II cis-regulatory region sequence-specific DNA binding; DNA-binding transcription factor activity, RNA polymerase II-specific
Source: RefSeq, a predicted model, not a curated record
GCUUCCGGUACCGGUGCAUCUUUCCCUUCCCUCUGUCCUGGCUCCCGCCGCCACGAGGCUUGGGUGGAGAGCGGGCUGAUAGGGGCCUUCCACCCGCCGCAGGUUGGGGGCUUGACCGCUGCCGUCGCCGCCUUUUGUGUGGGCCUCGCCGGGGCAGGCAGGGACACCCCCACCCAGCCCAGCACGGGAUUUCUCACAGCGCGGUGGCAGGGUAGGACGUAGGGCAUCGUCAGCGCGCCGGUCAGCGGGACCGCGGUAGUCGUCCCAUGGGGAGAGGCGAGCGGUGGGGCGGGCCUGUCCGCGGACUGUGGCGACGGCCGCUGGCUUUCGAGCUCCCCGGCGACCCCCGGGCCCGCCGCGCCGUUCCCUGAGGCGACCUCUGUCUUGGCCCGGCGGUGGAAGGCGGAAGAGGGCCGCACCAUGCCGGAGCAGGCCGUGCUGCGGGCUGCUGUUCCAGUUUGAAAGUACCUCUGAGUUAUUGUCUGCUUUCCCGGAAUGGUUGUUUUUUCUCACCUCCCACGGAGGAAUGAGUUAGGCUCGGAGCUGGCGCCUGCUCGGGUACCCGUGCAGAGCCCUCGGUAAGCCAAGAGAGAGCUGUUCCCUGGGCUGCUUCCCUCACCCUUCCCAAAUGUGAGCACAUCACAGCCAGCAUGGAGAAGGACCUCCUCUUGUCUUCAAGGCACUUGCUUCUGCCUCCUGUUCUUUUGAUGAAAAAAGAAAAAGCCAAACCAAAGUAGUCCACAAAGAACUUGUGCUGAUCCAAGGAGGAGGCUCUGGAGUCUUGGUAACUUCUUUUGCUUCUCAGGAUCCUGGCUGUGGUCUGGAUUUUCUGUCCUUGACUUUAGCAGAUCAGCUACAGGGAAUCAGGAUCUUGGAUACUUUCAAUUUUUGUUUUUAAUUGAACCCUUUCCACCAAGAAACUGAAGCUGUUGCUGCUAAAAUCCCGUGGUUUUUCCCAAGCAUGUCAGAAAGCUGGCAGCAGCAACAGCAGCAACCACCACAGCCACCGCAGCAGCACCACACUGGGGCAGCUGCCCUCCCAGAACACUCCAUCCCACCCAGCACUGCUGACAACCCCUUGGGCUGUGCUGUCUACGGCAUCCUGCUCCAGCCAGACCCUGGUCUGCAGCACCAGCAGCACACCUCCCUUCAGGCUGGUGAGCUAUCCCACAAAUGUGGAGUGUGUGGCCAUGACCUUGCUCACCUCUCCAACCCCCAUGAGCACCAGUGCUUGCCAGGCCAUGACCGUUCUUUCCAGUGUACCCAGUGCCUAAAGAUCUUCCACCAGGCCACUGACCUUCUUGAACACCAGUGCAUUCAGGUGGAGCAGAAGCCCUUUGUGUGUGGUGUCUGCAAGAUGGGCUUCUCCCUCCUGACCUCACUGGCGCAGCACCAUAGUAUCCACAAUAGCAGUGCCAUGAAGUGCUCUAUCUGUGAGAAGACCUACAAGCCCCCCGAGGCAGAACAUUCACAGCCUCUUGAUGCCUCAGAGAAACCCUACAGCUGCUCCAUCUGUCAGAAAACCUUCAAGCACCUCUCGGAGCUGUCUCGGCAUGAGCGCAUCCACACGGGUGAGAAGCCUUACAAGUGCACACUGUGCGACAAGAGCUUCAGUCAGUCAUCCCACCUGGUGCACCACAAGCGAACACACAGCUCGGAGCGGCCCUACAAGUGCACGGUGUGCGAGAAGACCUUCAAGCACCGCUCCCAUCUGGUGCGCCACAUGUAUGCGCACUCUGGGGAGCACCUUUUCAAGUGCAACAUCUGCGAGCUGCGCUUCAAGGAGUCAUCGGAGCUGUUGCAGCACCCCUGCAUGCCCAGCGGGGAGCGGCCCUUCCACUGUGGUGAGUGCCAGAAGGCUUUCAGGCGUCCAUCUGACCUGCGGCAGCAUGAACGCACGCACAGUGAGGAACGGCCCUUCAAGUGUGACCUGUGCCAGAUGAGCUUCAAGCAGCAGUACACACUGAUGCGCCACCGCCGCACACACAAGGCUGAGGAGCCCUUCAAGUGCAACCUGUGUGAGAAGGGCUUUGUGCAGCCCUCACACUUGGUGUACCACCAGCACAUGCAUGGCAUAGAAAACCUCUUCAAGUGCAACAUGUGCCAGAAGGGCUUCAGCCAGUCCUCGGAGCUGCUGCGGCACAAGUGCAUGCAGAACGCAGAGCGUCCCUUCAAGUGCGGCAUAUGCAACAAGACCUACAAGCGGGCCUCGGCACUGCAGAAACACCAGCAGGCCCACUGCUCCGAGAAGCCCCUCAAGUGCGCGCUCUGUGAGAGACGUUUCUUCUCCUCGUCUGAGUUUGUGCAGCACCACUGUGAUCCCGCCCGUGAGAAGCCCCUCCAGUGCCCUGACUGUGACAAGCGGUUCAGGUACGCCUCGGACCUACAACGCCACCAGCGCGUGCACACCGGUGAGAAGCCCUACAAGUGCCCCUCCUGUGAGAAGGCCUUCAAGCAGCGUGAACACCUCAACAAGCACCACAGUGUGCAUGCUCGGGAGCAGCAGUACAAGUGCAUGUGGUGUGGGGAGCGGUUCCUGGACUUGGGCUUGCUGCAGGAGCACAGCAUCCAGCACACAGCUGAGGGUGCCUACCAGGUGGCUGCCUGCUUGUCAUGAGCCUUCUGCCCCUUGGCAGCUUGCAGCUUGCAUGUGAUGCUCCAGAGCCUCAGCCUCCCCUUCCCUCUCCUCAGUUGUAGACAGAGUUUGGGGGAUAUGGAAGGCACGCAGGCAGGUAAACUUUCCUCUGGCUUGUGUGGUUGCUAUACCACUUGUAUUGCAGGGGCAAUGGAUGAUGUGAAAAGCUCGAAGGGGUGGAGAGGAAAGGAGGGGGAGGUGGGGAGAGGAAGCAAUGCCUGUAGUUGCUUGGUGUCCCCUGGACUGUAGUUCACACUCUACCUGCAGAUCUAGUGCUGGGAGCUCAGCUGUGGGCACCAGCCCUUUGCAUGCAGCCUUUAUUCCCUGCCCUGCCUGAUGGGGUUGGUGUAAAGGGCUGGGUGACUCCUCCUGAGAGUGCUUGGGAGCAAGGCAGAGAGAAAUGGCCCUCCCUUCUCCUGGGCUGCAUUUCUCAGCAAGGAAGUAGCGGGAUUCUGCUGCUGGGAUCUCCCACCUUUCUUGGUCCAAGCUCAGUUGCAAGGACCAAUUCAUUAGUGUUUUCACUGCCCCGAACUCACCUGCUCUCCUUCUUUCUAGAGAGUAGAAAGGGAAAAACUGUGGGGGCUGCACAGCUCCAAAAAGCACUUUGGCAUUGCUGCUUUUGCAGUUGCUGGCUGUCACACCCUGGUCCUGAGUGAGCCUGCCCAUCCCUGCCAGCAGCACGGGGAGGAGUAGCAAGCGCCAUGCCACUACCAGAGAAAGUGGUGAGGAGUGUCUCCAUGCACUGCUCCUGACUGAGAGCCUGCUUCCUGAGGGACCCAGCUCUCCUGCCAGGACUUCUCCCCAGCCCCUGGGCCCCUUUGCACCGCUUAGGCCAUUAGCAUCUUUCCAGAGGCAUCAGGCAAAAGGCCCUCCCAGCAGUUUGAACACUAAAGGGUGAGAACACCACUAAUAACCUAUGACUGAGAGGUGUUACCCUUGCCAACAGGAACCCACACUGCCACGUGCUAGGGGCUUGGUGGCUGAUUUGCUGGGGAGAACCAGAGCAAGCCAGGAGCAUCCAUCCUGGCCUACAGGCUGGAUCCACAGGGAGGAGAAGGUCAGCAGUGGGUAAAGGAGGAGUGCAUUUUUCCCCCCUCUUGUGGGAGUCGUGUUUUACCCCUUUACUCUUUCUUUACCUCUUCUGUAUUUUUCAGGUUUUGCACAGUUCUUGUAAACAUCACUUACAAAUAAAUUUCCCUUAGCAAGGUCAAUGUAGCCUCAGGUGUUUUCCUCUGUAGGAAUUUGCUGGCUUCUUAUGACUGAGAGACCUUUUACAUGCCAGUUAGGUGCCUUGGAGGUUGAAGGUGUGCUCACUAGGUUGCCCAUCAGCCUUUCCCUCUCUGUCUUUGGAGAUAUUAAGAUGUUAAACAUCCAUCUGUGGAGAUACUCAGGCCCUUGCUGGAUGUGGUCCUGGACAACCUGCUGUAGCUGACCUUGUGCAAUCAGGUUGGACAAGAUGGUUCCCAGAGGUUCCUGCCUGCCUCAGCUCUUCUGUGCUAUUGGCUGGCCCUUGUGUGAGGUAAGAGUGAUGUGAUAAGCUGUAAUUAGUGAGCAGCAGCCAGGAAGUUGCCCAUGUGCUGCACAGGUGAUAAGGACAAGGUUAAUAAAUGUUGUACACAGCAAGUAUAGGCAGAUGAACCUUGCAGAGGGCUGGGCAGUGUCUGCUUUGCUGGUCAGGGAUGCUCAUCUAAAAGGUGGAGUACGGCUUUUGUUUUGAGGAUGGUGAGGGGGGACAGGGACAGUUCAGUGACAGGUCUGACCCUGGGGCUCAGUCCUUUUCAUCUGCAGCUUUAAGCAGGUUAAAGCAGACCUAGCUCUCUGCUGCCCAAGGAAGAGGGACCGAUGGUUAUCUUCAUGCUGCCUCAAAGAUGUAGAACUUCCAACUGAGUUUUGUUUGGGUUUAUUUCCUUUUUUAUUUUGUUUUGCCUUUUUUUUAAAGCAGUUUUUUAAUAUUAAUUAAAAAUACUGUAUAGUUUAACUUGAUGUCAUACUGGAUCUUUUAAACAAACAAAAGUGAUAACUUGGAUUUUUAAAGAGCUCUUUGGUUUUAAGUAGCUGGGUUUUGCUGUUUUAAUAUGUAGCAAGUUCAGUGUAUGCUUUACUGCCAGCUAAGGAGUGUGGCACCUGCCCGAGCUCCACAUAGCUGCCACUGGUCCCACAGAGCCAGGGGUUCAGCAGCAGCUAGGAUCAGUGCCCAGAGCUGAGAGCUUGCAGGGAAGCUCGUCUUUAGUAGGAGCAGGAUGUGAAAUGGAGGCUGCUGGAGCCUCCAGGGGCUUUUGUGGUUCUGUUUCUGGGGCAGCUGCUGGCUAGAGGAGGGGGUUGGAGGAAUUAUUGGCAUGGCCCCUGGGUGGCUGUGCCCUGCUCUCUUCCUUCUCCAGAGGCCUGAGUGGCUGGACAGCCUUUGGGUGCUUGGGGCAGUGUGCUCCAGGCACAGCUCUGCACCAUACACUGGCCAUGAAGCUGCUGGAUCACAUCCUCUUGGUACCCUCUGGGCACAGGGACUGGUGGGGAGCAUUUGUUUCCCUCAAGCUGCACAGUUGGGAAAGCCCUUGUUGUCCCAGCAAAGAGCUCCAGCUCUGCUUAGGAUGUGGCAGCAGCCAAGCAGCACCCUGGGCAGAUAGAGCAUCAUCUGGUCUGCGUGGUCAGGGCCCCAUGCCUGGGAGAAAAGGAUGCUAUGGGGAACUUGCUGGGGACAAGUUCAGGUCAUCAACCAGUGCCUGUGAGUUGGUGCUUCCAGGUUCAGAAACAUCUUGGUGCAAUAUUAGAGCAUCAUUAGGUAGGACUGGCUGUGGUGACUUGGUCACUUCUUGUUUGCUGCAGUGCGGCUGCCCAAAUCCAGAAGCCCAUGUUGGCUUCUGCUGCCAGACCUUAGUGCUAGUGGGUGGAGGACCCAUGUGGACCAGGCUGCUGAGUGGCCACCAAGAGCCUUAGGAGUGUUUUUAUUGGGGGGGUUCUAGUUGGAAGUAGCUGUCUUGUUUAGGGGUGGGCUGCUGGAGCAGGUUGAGCUCUGCUGCUGUACCUUUAGGUCCUGUUUUGACCUAUGAGGUGAUUGAAAUGGCAGGAGGCACGUGAGUGUCAGGAGUGUGGUGCUGGGUGGGGAGGUAGGAGCUGGCCAGGGACCUACCACCAAGGGCUCUGUUAACUGCUGGUGUUUCCUUUUCAAACCAAAGGGCAGUUGUGGCCAAAGCCUCUUGUGAUUAAAGUGUGUUUCUACUCUGUACUUGUGUUGCACUUCACUUCUGACAUUUAUUUCAAGAGACUUUGAGGCUUCAUGCUGCCUUCACUUGGCCUCUAUCAUC